UGAAGGAAUGAACAGUCAGCGAGCAACAGCUUUCGGUGUUGUGCUCCUGCAUUGAAAAAUAGUUUUACCUUCGUCAGCUGGAAAAAAAAUAGUGUGGUUUACCAGAUAUCUGGUGCAAAUGAACGGGAUUUAAUGUGCAAGCACAGAAUUCCAUCGCGACGUACUUACUUUCAGUAGAAAUAAUGUCCAAUAGUGAGCUUACGCCAAAGGAAUCGCUGGAGUCCUCUUCCGGAUGAUUGCUUGCAGAAGAGCUUCCGAGCAGCACCAGGUUUUGAUUUUCUUCAUCAUCCUGAUCCGUAACGCAUUCCGAGUGUGGUAAGAUAUGUGUAAAGUUUGAUGGUAAGACUGGCGGUAAGACAAUCUACGUUAUGAUGUGCAGAACUUUAAUAUAGGAUAAGUUUUACAAAUAAGUACUUAGGAGGAAGUAAUGCCAAGGGAAAAUAUGAAACUGUUUCCUGGACAUGAAAUUUCUGGGGAAUUGAACUGUUGUUUUUUGGGGUUCCCCUUCCAAAUUGUAGUCGAGAGGCGUCGUCGUUUCAAUAUCAACGACAAAAUUAAGGAACUGGGGACGCUCUUGCCACGUAACAUCGAAGGUUCCAGCAGCGAUAUCAAUGGGAAGGACGGCCGAGUUAACAAAGGUACCAUCCUCAAGGGAACGGUGGAUUACGUUAAGGAGCUGAAGCAAGAAGUCUGCGCUCUACGCAGAAAUGGUGACCUGUUGGUUGCGAUCAAGAACGAAAACAUCAUUCUGCAGCACAAACUGGCGGUAAUGUAUUGGAUCGUCUAAUGGACAAUUUCAAAUUUUUGUUACUAUUUUUAAACGAACCUCAGAACCUCAUAAAUAUUAUUGCCUAAUACAGUCCUUAGUUUCAGCCAUAAUUACUACAACUUUUCUUACAGCUUUUUUCAACUUCGUAAGUAUUGUUUCAAUUAAUUACUUAAGUUGUCCAUAAUACUAAUUCUCCUUAAUAAUUUUAACUGAUAGAAUUUUCGCUUGGAGGGAGGAAUUCAACCUGCGAUUGUAUUAGCCAAAAAUCGACCAACAGCUGGCACCCACCAAGCAGGGUAUCGUAAGGGUAAAGUUUUACCUGUACGUUGAGAUGUGCGAAAACAAUCUGCAGCUGGAGAAUCACGUCAAACGGCUGCAGAACCUGCGCAGAGAGCUCAGUCAUAUCAAGGAUACCGACUGGCAGUACGAGUCGAUGGAUAAAUUCUUCGGACAUAACUAGUGAGAUUAUUUGGAAGGCAUUUGGAACUUGUGGACUAUUACCAGUACUGACGGUCAAAUAGACGGAUAGAUAUCACCGAUUUGUUGUAAUAGAACAGGUCACAUCAAAAGUGAAUUAAAAUGUUGCGUUUAAUGAAAAAAGCUGUAUGGGGUUUGGUCUCAACCGUUGGUGGCCAAGCGGAAUCCGAAGAAGAGAAAAUCAAACGAUUGGAAGCAUUGGUAGAAGAUAACGACGAAAAGGAAGACGAGAAUGAAAAAUCACUCUCGAAAGAGGAAGAUAAAAAGGAAAUACAGGCUACAAAUUGCUUUGCACAAACUGGUUUUGUGACCAGAGUGGAAGGCAACUAUAUUGUGAUCGAUACCACUCUGAAUGUUGACAAAAAGGUACUUCAAGCUUGUCCGUUCCAACACCAGCUGGAAGUGGGUGUAAAGGUUUCUUACCUGGCAUACAAAGCGCCGGAGAGCGAAUCGAUCAAAGUGAUAAAAUUGGAAGCUUUACUGAAUGAAGUAUGGGGCGAGAAGGAGAAUAAAAAGCAAACGCAGGAAGAAGAGAUUCAGCAGCUCGUACAGGAAAUCAAUCCAACGUAUUUCAACUACAACCAACGAAGCGAACAAGGAACCGUCAUUGCCAAGCGCCGAGGGUUGCUGACUGUGGAAACCGAUCAGGGGGAACAUUCCAUCGAGUUGGAUAAUGUUAAACUUACAUGUGUGCUCGAAGUGGGAGACUACGUUGUGCUGGAUUGUCUCGUUCAGAUCGAUGAAACUUAUUUUGACACCCGUGGCAACAUUUUGGAGGUACGUGGAAUUGCCCCUACCCGAGUCGUUCAGGGAAUUGGAAUCGUAACGAAAGCGGACGCAGAUGGUGGCGAAAUCAGGAGUGAUGAUGGAGUUUAUCACUAUCUCUGUGAUGUAUGUGAAGCCGGUCAGAUUCCCAAUCAUGGAGACAAAGUAAUCUUCGAAGCUGUGGAAAAUAGUCUUUUGAACUUUCGUUGCACGAAAUUGGUGAUAGAGACAUCUGCUCCACGCCCGGUUGAAACUAACAAGGAAGAAACAAAAUCCAAGUUCGACGAUGACUUUUUCUUGGACAAACGAGGCAUCAAGAUUACCGACAACCUCGAAGUCAAAUUUGAAAACUUAAACGAGCGGAAGGAGAUCGACGUGACCAUACGAAAUGAGGGAGAGCGUCAGCAUAAGAUUAUGCGGUCGGUGUUCAUGUCCAAUAAGCAAACCUCUCAAAUGCGAUUACUACACCCGAAGACUACCGAUACGGCUUUCCUGAAACCUGGAGAUUCCGUCAAGUAUACGUUCGAAAUCUCCGCCAAAAACUACGGCCUCAGUAAGGAAAUUUUCAUGUGGUCGUUUGGGGGAGGUUUCAAGAUUGCAAGACAAGUAACGGUAAUAGUUGGAGACGCCGAUGUUAUCAACGUUCCGGUUAAAAACGAAGGAACGACUAAGGCCCGCAACGCCGCUGGUUCUCACAAGCUUGCCGCUUGGAACGUUUACAAACGGGGAGGCGAAAUUACACCCGGCCAGAAAUUAAGUAAAAGAGCCAACUUUAUUGACAUCAAAAUAGGUGGUUAUCAAGUUCCGGAUGAGCUCAAGCAGAUUUUGCUGAACCCUUCCAUGAGUAGAAAUCAGAUUGAUGAGGAGUUGGAUCGUACCCAGCGCUGCUUGCAGCAUCCUUUAUGUCCGGAAAACUAUAAGGCCGUAUUUAAGACAUUCCUGUGGAUGGAAGACGUUCAGUGUGAGAUUUCGAUUGCACGAUUCAAUGUCGACCGAGCACAUUUCACGCGAGAGGACAGUUAUCUCGCUUUGCGAAUUGAGAAUGUUGCUGAAAGCAGACCUUCGUUGAUUCCCGGAGAUAAAUUGGUGGCCACAACACCAUGGGCAGCAAAUAAUCAUGGAUUAGCAAACGGAGCGUUUAUCCAUAAAAUUUUGAAACAUAAGAUUCUUGUUAAGUUCAGCGAACACUUCCACGAAAAAUACAACGGAGAGGACCAUAAAAUUACUUUCCAACCCACAAGAGGGGCAUUCCAGAAGCAGCAUCAUGCCAUCAAUUGCGUAACAAGCGCAAUGGGCCUCGAUUUCUUGUUCCCCACUAAAAUCAACAUUCGAGAACCGUGGAUGGAUCUGAAAAUUAACGAGAACGGUAACUUGGCUACCAAUGACUUUGACAACGAGUUUAACUGGCACAACCCAAUGUUGAAUCCAAUUCAAAAAGAAGCGAUUAAGAACAUUCUACGCUCAGAGGCAAGGCCGCUUCCUUACAUAAUCUUUGGUCCUCCCGGAACUGGCAAAACGAUGACCUUGAUUGAGCUGAUACAUCAAAUCGUAAAACUGUUCGCCGAUAGCAGAAUCAUGGUUGCUACUCCAUCGAACAGUUCUGCAAAUCUAAUUACAGAGCGAAUCAUAAAUGCCAAAGUAUUGCGCCCCGGAGAAUUCAUUCGAAUUGUCGGGUUGAACUAUGUAGAACAGGAACUGGUUCCAGAACAUCUCGCACCCUACUGCGGUACCGUUGACAUUGCUUCUGAAAGAACGGUUAAAGAUGAAGUCAUAACUACCGAAUCCGGUUUGAAACACAAAUUGCAAUUGAAACACCUGGGUCGACAUAGAAUCACUAUCGGAACGUGCGUAACGCUUGGGACGUUGAUGCAAAUUCGUUUCCCUCGAAAUCAUUUCACGCAUAUCCUAAUAGACGAAGCUGGACAAUGCUUGGAAACGGAAACGCUAAUCCCAAUGACGUUUAUAAACCAAAACUGCGGAACUGUUGUGCUCGCUGGUGAUCCCAUGCAGCUCGGACCGGUUGUGAUGAGUAGUCAUGCGUCCAAUCGCGGCUUCGGUACGUCAAUGCUGGUUCGUUUGAUGGAUACGCCAUUAUACAGGACUGAUAAAACUCGUUUCCCCAAAACUAGCGGUUACAAUCCCCGAUUGGUAACGAAACUUCGCUACAAUUAUCGAUCCGUUCCUAGCAUUCUCGAUAUCUACAGCGAGCUUUUCUAUGAAUCUGCACUGAUCGCUAGAAUUCCUGCAGAAGGCAGUGACGAAGCAAAGUUCCUUGAUUUAGUUUACGACAUUCUGCCUAUUAAAUCGGUCCAACAGCCGAAAUGUGGUUUCGUUUUUUGGGGAGUAAACGGUGUCAAUAAGCAAACCCCCGAAAGUCCGUCUUGGUUCAAUCCAGCAGAAGCGAAAAGUGUCUUUAACAUGUUGUUGAAAUUAUACAAGAAAGGGGUUCGUCCAGAAGACAUUGGAGUGAUAACUCCAUAUCAACAGCAAGCUAAGACCAUUCGAAGAAUUCUUGAAGAAAGCAAUCUACAAAGACCAAAAAUCGGUAGCGUCGAGGAGUUCCAGGGUCAAGAACGUAUGGUCAUCCUUAUUUCCACGGUACGAACAUCGAAAUCUCAACUGCUGAGCGACCAACAGCACGCUCUUGGAUUCGUUGCUAGUCCUAAACGAUUGAAUGUAGCAAUCUCACGAGCACGAGCGCUGCUGAUAGUUUUCGGUAGUCCACAGCUGCUCUCAGCGGAUAAACAGUGGCUAAAAUUACUCUACAAAGCUAUCAACAAUGACACCUACUGUGGAUGCGAUCUUCCCGACCAUUUGGCACCUCAUGCGAUUUCUGAUCGGGCAAUAAAUGGCUACAAUUAUGCGGAUGAACAGUAGAAUUUGAAAAUGUCGUAUGUCACGAAUAAACAGACGCAAUUUGUCUUACUCUAAUCUGCCCGAAGUGCAAAGAUUCCUUUAUGAAGUAUCCUUUAUAUUUUCUGUUUCGCGCGAGACGCAUCCUUAUCUAUAUUAGUUUUAAAAAUAUAAAACGGUAAUUCGAAUAAAAAUCUAAAAUCAGAACCUCA
Molecule: messenger RNA, 5076 nt
Organism: Aedes aegypti (yellow fever mosquito)
Lineage: Eukaryota; Metazoa; Arthropoda; Insecta; Diptera; Culicidae
Gene: armi
Product: probable RNA helicase armi
Exons: 6
Coding region: 1349-4888 (1179 amino acids)
Molecular function (GO): helicase activity; ATP hydrolysis activity
Source: RefSeq, a predicted model, not a curated record